GAUAGCCGGCUAGUUUAUGACCACGGUGGAUCUCUACCACCCAAAGAAGCACUCGUCUGUCUUGUCAUCGGCGAAAGGAUUCCGGAUCCGCCAAUACCGUCGUCGUAUCACUGGAUCCAGUGUUUAGUUUACCCCCUGAAACAGAGAGCACUUGAGCUGAAGAUUGGUUGAAUUUCUAUUCUCCCGAGUAUAGAAGCUGACAGGUGAUUGGUGCAUAAUUAGUCACAUGACCCAUCGACAGGUCGUCUGCUGUUCCGGCGAUGAUUUGAACCCUCAUAAUAUGUCGUAUGGAUUGGAGAAUGAAUUAACUAGCAGAGAUAGAGACAUGCACAAAACAGCAGCAUACUACAACCACGCGCCGCCAUACCAGGCGUAUUUUCCUGUCGAAAAUGGAUACCCUUCCUUUGACGCACCGUAUGGGCAUCCGAGCCCUUCUCCACCUGGUGGAGACUUCUAUCCGUGUUCUCUUCAGAGUUCCCAUAAUCCUUCACAUGGAUCCGAAUAUAUUCCCACCCAGGCACAUUAUCCGGGUAACGAACCGUACCCUAACGGCCACAGCCUACCGACUGUCUCCUGUCCCCCCGGGGCACCAAACACCGAGUCAGCAAUUCCUCGAAAACAAAGUGAGAUUUAUCCAUGGAUGAAGGAUUCUAGACAAAAUUCAAAACAACGUCAACAACAGCAAAAUCAGCAGAAUCAGCCACAACAACAGAAUCCACAACAACAACAACAGCAACAACCAGCAACACAGUCUUCACAACAAUCUCAGACAACUCCGCCCCAGCAACAACAGCAACAACAGUCACAAGCUCAAUCUCAGUCACAGUUAUCAGAACCAACCAAAAGAGCCCGGACCGCCUACACAAGCGCCCAGCUGGUGGAACUGGAAAAGGAAUUUCACUUUAACAGAUAUCUAUGUCGACCAAGACGGAUAGAAAUGGCAGCCCUUCUGAAUCUUACAGAACGACAAAUCAAGAUCUGGUUUCAGAACAGGAGAAUGAAAUUUAAAAAGGAACAGCGGCAUAAAUCGUCUGAUAAAUGCGGACGACUGGACGGUGGUAAUAUGUCCGGAACGGACAGUGAUAGUCAAGGAUCUCUGUCGGGAGGGCCGGACGGCCUGGGCAGUGAUUGUGGUGGUAAACUUAGUCCGGACAGUCUAAAUCACGGAAACGUGAACGGGCACGGAAUCCAGUCAGGAAUGGGAUUAUCUAUUCACCAAGGAAUGCCCCAACAACAUUCGCCGCAGCUGCCCAGUCCUCAACCUCAUCCCCACCCCAAUCAGACUAAUAUUGGAGUAACGUCAUACCCAGGUGAAAAUAUCAUGAAUCCAUAUCAACAGUAUCAGCAGAAGCAGAGUCCCAAUUCUCCAUUAAUGAAACCAUCAAUGUCCCCGAACUCCCAUCAUCAGAACGGCCCAAAUAUGAACAUGCAAAAUAUGGGUCAACCUCAUCAGCAGCAGCCUCCUCAACACCACCAACAUCAGCAACAUAUGACGUCACACCAACAGUACCUACACGUGAGCCAGUCCGGCCAAGGUUAUCACUCCGGUCACUAUAUGAAUAACAUAUACCCGGAUGUAAACUCCAUGGAGGACACUGACCCUGGGGUCAACAUGGGAGUUAACUCUAUAUACCCGUCCAGCAUGCCUUGUGCGGUCAGUAGCGUCAAUAACUGUUACUCUCAGGGCUACGACUACGUGCCAAAACUGACUCACCUGUAAUUGGAACGCCAUCACGGUAUUUUUAUAAGAAUAAAAUAAGUAUUGAUACAAUUACAAUAUCAUGUAUUCAGAUAGUGUGUAUAUCAUAACAUUUCAGGAUAAAAUAAAUUGAUCAAUAAUAUUUCAUUCUGUUGAAUUCAGAAUAUUUUGA
This is a messenger RNA of Mizuhopecten yessoensis (Yesso scallop), 1871 nucleotides long. RefSeq names its product homeobox protein Hox-B3-like. Lineage: Eukaryota; Metazoa; Mollusca; Bivalvia; Pectinida; Pectinidae. The transcript is spliced from 4 exons. The record is from RefSeq and is a predicted model, not a curated record. The coding region runs from base 227 to 1720 and encodes 497 amino acids. Gene Ontology annotation, biological process: regulation of transcription by RNA polymerase II. Gene Ontology annotation, molecular function: RNA polymerase II cis-regulatory region sequence-specific DNA binding; DNA-binding transcription factor activity, RNA polymerase II-specific. Gene Ontology annotation, cellular component: nucleus.